Nicotiana tabacum (common tobacco) is the source of this 693-nucleotide messenger RNA. The record is from RefSeq and is a predicted model, not a curated record. Lineage: Eukaryota; Viridiplantae; Streptophyta; Magnoliopsida; Solanales; Solanaceae.
AUGGCAGUGAGUCUCCAAAAUAGUAGGGACUUAGAUUUGGAGCAAGGAAUUGCUCGCGAAAGCAGGCCGACUGAGACACUGGUGCCAGUACCCAUUGAGAUAGAUGAUUCAGCAGGUUUAACUAAGGUGACGGUACAGAAUGCGCAAGAAAACACCAACAAGGAAGACGUGGUUGAGAAAGAGACUGAAGAUGCACCGGAACUGACAGUAGAAGCAGUUACCGAACAAGAGAAAAACCAAAUUACAGGGAAGAAGCAACCUCCAACACCAUUCCCACAGAGAUUGGCUAAGUAUCACAAAGAUGAGCAGUACAAGAAAUUCUUGGAGAUUGUUGUUGUGACAAAACCUAUAGCUGAGAAGUUGUCUGACCCAGGGAGUUUCACAAUCCCUUGCACAAUAGGCAAUUUUGCAUUUGCUAAGGCACUGUAUGAUCUGGGAGCAAGCAUAAACCUUAUGCCCCUAGCUAUCUACAAAAGUCUAGGCAUUGGAAGAGCUAGACCUACGUCUAUGCUACUACAGCUAGAUGACCGAAUUGUGAAAAGACCCUCUGGGAUUCUAGAUGAUGUAUUGGUGCAGGCCAAGGUUUUUGGGAAAAGGGAGCUUGAAUUUGAGCCUUUGCACUUGGAGGAAAGAAAAACUCCUCCAUCUAAGCCAUCAAUAGAAGAGCCACCAAAGCUGGAACUGAAGCCAUAG